GUUAGGAAUAAUAGGAGAUCCCAAAACUUCAAAAGUGGGGGUUGCUGUGGUGCCGUUUUCUUGUGCGUCUUUCAUCUUCUCUUCCGAGAUAUUUCAGAUGGCCCUCAACCCCCAACCCUUCGCUCGGUCAAACCUGCCUCAAAACACGACACCGUAUCCGUGAUCUUCACCUCACUUCCCUCUCUGUAUACGUCUGUGUAACUGUGUAUGUAUAGAUGGAUAGAUAUAGUAAAUAUAUAUAGAAUCUGUAGAACUAUUGACCCAAAGAAUGACCAUUUCUUUGCUUUCACGCGGGGUGGUUUUGGGUAUAGCUUGUAAUCUUGGACUCAAGCUUCACUCUAUCUACUUUCUGUGUUUGUAUAUAUAGAAGAUUAACCACUCUCUCACUCUCACUUUCUCACUCCCACAUGUGCUUCUAUUCUUAUCUUUUUUGCUCUCUCUCUCUCUCUCUCUUAUAGAUUAUACAAUUGUUCUUUGACUUUGGAGAAAGUUGUUUCUGGGUUUUGCGAAAAACAGAUGCUUUGAAUUUUUUUAAUUGGAUUUUGAGCUCAAAGUGCCUGUUUUCUGGUGCUUUGUGCUCUUAUCUUAUUGAAUUUUGUGACUUUCAGAGGUUUUUCUUUGUUGGGUUUUUGUUAAAAAUUGAAUCUUUUGAUUGAUUUGUGACUUUCUGAGGUUUUAAUUGUUGGGUUUUGGUAAAGUUUGAACCUUUUGAUAAUUGGCUGUUGUAUGUGAAGUUGACUGAAUUUUGACUGUUUGCUGGGGGUUUUUUGGUGGUUAUAUAUAAUCACAUUUGGGAAAUUUUAAUCUGGGGUUUUGAAGAAAAUGAAGGGUUUUGUGUUUUUCGAUUUGUUAGCUGUGUUUGUAGUCUUUCUGCUAUGUGGUUUUGCUGUGGGGAAGGAAUGUACAAACAGUCCUACUCAGCUUUCAUCGCAUACUUACCGGUAUGAUCUCUUAUCUUCCCACAAUGAAACACUCAAGGAGGAGAUGUUCUCACACUACCACUUGAUACCUACCGAUGAUUCGGCGUGGAUGGAUUUGCUCCCAAGAAAGUUACUGAGGGAUGAAGAUGAAAUUGAAUGGGGAAUGAUGUACCGGAAAAUGAAAGCUUUGGGUGGUUUUGAGGCAUCCGGAGAUUUUCUUAAGGAAGUGCCAUUGCAUGAUGUGAGGUUGCAUCCAACUUCACAACAUGGAAGGGCACAGCAAACAAAUUUGGAGUACUUAUUGAUGUUGGAUUCAGAUAGUUUAAUUUGGAGCUUUCGUCAGACAGCGGGUUUGUCAACCCCCGGAACACCAUACAAGGGGUGGGAGGACCCGACUUGUGAGCUUCGGGGACAUUUCGUUGGGCAUUACUUGAGUGCAACAGCACAAAUGUGGGCUAGCACUCAUAACCAGACCCUCAAAGAUAAAAUGUCUGCAAUAGUGGACAAUCUAUCUCUUUGUCAGAAGAAAAUUGGCAGUGGAUAUCUUUCUGCUUUUCCAUCUGAAGAAUUUGAUCGAUUUGAAGCUGUUAAGCCUGUCUGGGCUCCUUAUUACACCAUUCACAAGAUAUUGGCAGGCCUAUUGGAUCAGUAUACAUUUGCUGAUAAUGCUCAAGCAUUGAAAAUGGUGACGUGGAUGGUUGAGUACUUUUACAACCGUGUUCAGAAUGUGAUAUCGAAGUACAGUGUAGAAAGGCAUUAUACGGCACUUAACGAAGAAACUGGGGGGAUGAAUGAUGUUCUCUAUAAGCUAUAUGCUAUUACGGGAGAUGCAAAGCAUUUAUUGUUGGCUCAUCUUUUCGACAAACCAUGCUUUCUGGGAGUGUUGGCAGUGCAGGCUGAGGACAUAUCUGGUUUUCAUGCUAACACACAUAUCCCAAUUGUUAUCGGUGCUCAAAUGCGAUAUGAAGUCACUGGUGAUCCACUUUAUAAGGAAAUGAGUUCUUUCUUUAUGAACAUUGUUAACUCUUCUCAUAGCUAUGCAACCGGAGGGACAUCAGUCGGCGAGUUCUGGUCCGACCCUAAAAGGUUGGCAAGCACUCUAAAAACAGAGAACGAGGAGUCGUGCACAACUUAUAACAUGCUGAAGGUCUCUCGCCACCUGUUUAGAUGGACCAAAGAAACAGCAUAUGCGGAUUAUUAUGAGCGAGCUCUGACAAAUGGCGUGCUAGGCAUCCAAAGAGGGACAGAGCCUGGAGUCAUGAUUUACAUGCUUCCACUAGGUCGUGGAACUUCCAAGGCCAGAAGUUACCAUGGUUGGGGAAAACCGUUCGACUCUUUCUGGUGCUGCUAUGGCACUGGAAUUGAGUCAUUCUCAAAGCUAGGAGAUUCCAUAUAUUUUGAAGAGGAGAAAGAAGCUCCUGCACUUUUCAUUAUCCAGUAUAUCUCAAGCUUUCUUGAUUGGAAAUCCGGACAAAUUGCGCUUAAUCAGACAGUUGAUCCUGCCAAUUCAAGGGAUCCUUACCUUAGAGUCACGCUAACAUUUUCUUCAGCGGAGGGGACAGGCAUAUCAUCUACGUUGAACUUGCGAAUUCCAAUUUGGACAGAUUCAACUGGUGCAAAAGCAGCAUUGAAUGGUCAAACUCUGAGUGUUCCAGCUCCAGGUAGUUUCCUAACAGUCACAAGAAAAUGGAGUCCUGGUGACGUUUUGACGCUUCAGCUACCCUUUAGUCUAAGAACAGAGGCUAUUAAAGAUGAUCGGCCUGAGUAUGCUUCGAUUCAAGCAAUUCUUUAUGGUCCAUAUCUGCUAGCGGCUCAUACCAGUGGCAACUGGGACAUUAAGACCGGCUCUGUUAGGUCUGUUUCUGACUGGAUAACUCCAAUCCCUUCCUCAUACAAUAACUUCUUGGUUUCUCUAUCUCAAGAGUCUGGAAGCUCAAGUUUCGUCAUAGCCAACUUAAACGAAUCAAUUGUACUGGACAAGUUUCCUGAAACCGGCACUGAUGCGGCUAAUCAUGCCACUUUCAGGCUCGUUAUAAAUUACUUGUCCACAAAACUCUCUUCAGCAAAUGAUGUUAAAGGCAAAUCGGUCAUGCUAGAACUCUUUGAUCUUCCAGGAAAGGUUGUAGUGCAGCAAGGGAAAGACAAGAACCUGGGUAUAGCAGACAUGUCCACUAGUAAAGACACUUCAGCUUUUCUUUUGGUUCCAGGUUUGGAUGGAAAAAACACCACAGUAUCCUUAGAGUCCGAAAGCAACGCAGGUUGCUAUGUGUGUAGCGAAACAGUUAAGGCGAACGCAGGCUUGAAGCUCGUCUGCAGUUCAGAGUCAUCGGGCGCCGAAUUCAAUCAGGCAGCCAGCUUUGUGAUGAACAAUGGAAUAAAUCAGUAUCAUCCUAUCAGCUUUGUUGCUAAAGGGACACCAAGGAACUUUCUUCUAGCGCCAUUGUCGACCUUCAAGGAUGAAUCUUAUUCCGCUUAUCUCAACAUUUCGACCUGAUAAGUAGGGUUUGGAUUGUUGAAGCCAGAGCUGAACUAUGCGACAGACAAACUAUUUGUGAUGGUUUUUCUCGGGAUGGCACUGGUUGCUUCAAAUUAUUCAUCGCUUCUGCACAUAGGGCGGGAUGAAUUUACUCAUUCAGGAAUCUUAUUAGGGAUCACAGGGCUUAGAAGUUGGGUAAAAACAGUUAUUUAUUCUAGUAAUUAUCUUGUAUAUUCUCAGCUUUCUAAUUGAUUAGGGUUCUUGCCAUUUGUAUCCAUGCCAUUAAGAAAUAAUCACUGUAGCUUAGAUACUGCAGUGUACUCUUGUUCGUGAAGAGUAUUCAGGGUUUGAAAUAUGUAAUGAGGAAAGCUUGGCUCCUUAUGAUUGAAGUAGGAUUUCCUCCUCAAGCUACUUUGUGAUCGAUUCACAUAACUUCGUGUUUAUGAUUAAAACCGUUUAUAUUAUAAAUCAUUUCGUAAA
This is a messenger RNA of Malus domestica (apple), 3876 nucleotides long. RefSeq lists its product as uncharacterized. NCBI's taxonomy places the organism in Eukaryota, Viridiplantae, Streptophyta, Magnoliopsida, Rosales, Rosaceae. Gene Ontology annotation, biological process: L-arabinose metabolic process. The record is from RefSeq and is a predicted model, not a curated record. Gene Ontology annotation, molecular function: alpha-L-arabinofuranosidase activity.